AUGAAGCUGUCCAGAAAGCUUGUUCUCGCCAAAGCCAAGGCCUCCGACUUGGAAAGCGUAAAGAAACUCAAUUGUUGGGGAUGUAAUCUAACAGACAUAACCAUCUUUACCCAAUUGCUCAACAUAGAGGUACUGACACUGAGUGUCAACAGCAUCACAUCUCUAGCUCCUCUGGCCGGAUGUCUGAACCUAUGUGAGCUCUACCUGCGGAGGAACAUGAUCUCCUCACUUUCUGAGCUGUCCCACCUUCGUUCCCUGGGCCGUUUGAAAGUACUCUGGUUGGCAGAAAACCCCUGCUGUGGCACUGACCCAAACCGCUAUAGAUUCACAGUACUGCGGUGUCUCCCACGUCUUCAAAAGUUGGAUAACCAAGUGGUGACAGAGGAUGAGGUUACACUUGCUCUCACCCAGGGAGAAGAGGUCUCAACCCCCACAGAGCUAGUCCUAAACCAGCCUUCUGCUAACGGUCACCCAGACACAGAAACAGAGAAUGAUCCACUUGAAUACAACAUGGAUGAGACAAACAAAAUAAGGGAACAAUUGGGAAUGAAGCCUCUUCCAAGAGACAAGUUUCCAUCUUUGUCUUCUCCCUCAAACAGAGAAAACAAAAUGCUCACGAGGAAGUCACAUACAUUGGAUGCAAUUCUUCUCCUACUCAAAGAUUUGGAAGAAAAUGAGCUUCUUGUUGUACAGACCGCCACACAGAACAGGCUGCAUACAUUUAUGCUGAAUUCAGAAAUGAUGAAAGACUCACUACAAACCAAAAUAAGUGAUGUUGAUGAUUAG
This is a messenger RNA of Knipowitschia caucasica, 786 nucleotides long. NCBI's taxonomy places the organism in Eukaryota, Metazoa, Chordata, Actinopteri, Gobiiformes, Gobiidae. The record is from the annotation of a GenBank genome assembly.